AUGAGACAAACAGUGAAAGCAUUGAAACCAAUGAUUGAGGGAUUCAUUGAGACAAACGGCGAGUUAUCGCUGAAGAGGACACUCAAGAGUGGUCAGGCCUUCAGGUGGAGACUCACCAACGAUGGCACCGAUUGGGUCGGUGUUGUCCGCAACACACAUGUCGUCCAAUUGACACAACAACCCGAUGGCAAACACAUCCACUAUCGGGUCCUCAAUGGCCACGAAGACAAUGAUCACAAUCAAGAGAUCAAACCCACAGUCAAAGGCCGCAAGAGAUUGAAGACAUCCGACGAAAGCGAUGGCGAGAAUCCCAAAGACCAAUACUUUUACUCUCAACUCAUUAGCGAUUAUCUGAGACUUGACGUCAAUUUAACCGAUUUGUACGACAAGUGGUCUAAAAGUGAUGACAAGUUUGCGGCCAUCGCUGUCAACAUGAGUGGAGUCCGAGUUUUGCGGCAAAACUUUGCCGAAACUCUCUUCUCAUUCAUCUGUUCCUCAAAUAAUAAUAUCAAUCGAAUCGAGAAAAUGAUUGAAACUUUGUGUCAAAAGUAUGGAAAAGUUUUAUACGAAUCGCAUCCAGAAUUGGGAACAAUUCACUCCUUCCCAGAGAUCACACGUUUGGCCGAAGAGAGCGUUGAACCAGAGCUCAAGAAAUUGGGUUUCGGGUAUCGGUCGGCGUUUAUUCACAGAUCGGCCAAAACUAUAUGCGAUGAAUACAAGUGUCCGGAAAAGUGGUCACAAGAAUUGGCACAAAUGCCAUACUCUGAGGCCCGACAGGCACUGCAACGACUGCCCGGUGUUGGGCCUAAAGUUGCCGAUUGUAUAGCACUGAUGGCAUUGAAUCACUUGGAAUCGGUGCCGGUCGACGUCCAUGUCUUCAAAAUUGCUCAACACAUGUAUUUACCACAUCUCAAGAAGAAUAAGUCGUUGACACACAAGUCGUACCAAGAAAUUGGCGACUUUUUUCGGUCCAAAUUUGGUCCGAACGCCGGUUGGGCUCAAGCGGUGCUCUUCUGCGCUGAUCUCAAACAAUUCAAACAAUAAUUGUCUCGCAUUUGAUUCAAAACAAUCAUU
Molecule: messenger RNA, 1074 nt
Organism: Medioppia subpectinata
Lineage: Eukaryota; Metazoa; Arthropoda; Arachnida; Sarcoptiformes; Oppiidae
Source: the annotation of a GenBank genome assembly